Molecule: messenger RNA, 3392 nt
Organism: Oryctolagus cuniculus (rabbit)
Lineage: Eukaryota; Metazoa; Chordata; Mammalia; Lagomorpha; Leporidae
Source: RefSeq, a predicted model, not a curated record
CAUGAUCCCUGUGCUGCUCACGAGGGUCUCGCAGGCCUCACUUCUCCCUACUCACUGGCCACAGGGAAAUCACAGCUGAAAUUAACAAAAAUGAUAAUAAAAUAAAAGAGUUUGGAGCUUAUCCAUAGUGCAGCAGGUCUGGACACCAGGACACAGCAGUGAGGAGACGCCUGGUCCAUUCCCCUGUGAUGCGACGGACACAGGAUGCUCCCAGACACAGCCCUGCUGGAAAAGAGACUGACGAAGAUCGACCUCAUACCAGAACAUUCUAGGAAAACACAAAACAGAACACAAGCAGUGAGUGUAUCUCAGGGACACUAUCCAUGCUGUUCUCACCCACCCACUUAGUGAGGGAGGGGUGGGCCAAAUGACGGGACCCCAGUGCUUCUGUAAGUUAGGAUCCUCCUUUGGUCUGAAGCAAUGCCCUCCCUCCCUCAGAUACUCGUUUAGAUAAAUGCAUGCAGUUUACAAACUGAAACCGCAAAAUAAAAUUUAAAUGUAUGUAGAUUCCUCUUUAUAUAUAAGUGUUAGUUCAUUUUCAUAGCUGUAUUGAUUGAUUAUGAUGAAUUUUCUCUAUCUUCUAGUUCCUUUCUAAGAUUGUUCACAUCUGAGGAAUGUGCAAUCCUUUUGUAGCUUAGGCUGAACUGAACAAUCAUGAUCUGAUUUAAGUAAAGCAAAGGGGUUUUUUUCAUCUUCUUCUUUAUGGUAACACUGGUCUGAUUCUUUCCACAAGCUCUAGGUAUUUUCUUUUCGAAUUUUGUGAAUAAUAGGAGAGAGUGGUCCUCAGUAUGCUUUUCAUGAUAGUAACCAGAAAGCCUAUGGAGCUUUGUUCUUGUAUGAAUCAAAUAGCUCUGAGUGUUUUUCUUAUGGCAGCAAAUAAUCAAAAAUAUGGGAGAAUAUUUUAAAAAGCAGUUCAAGUUCUUUCAUGAAAAGUUUUCUUUUAUAAGAUUUAUUUAUUUAUUUGAAAGGCAGGGUUACAGAGAGGCAGAGGCAGAGAGAGAGGUCUUCCAUCCACUGCUUCACUCCCCAAAUGGCUGCAAUGGCUGGAACUGAUGAUUUUCAAAAUAAGUAAAGUUAAAGUAUAGAAUGCAAAAAGGACAAUUUCAUUUCUGGCAUUAACAACAAUGGGGCAAAGCCUUAAUGCUGUUGGAAAUUGGGUCAGGAAUUGGGACAGUAAAAUGUCCCCACCACACAAACAUCCCAGGACGCCUUCACCAGGCAUAAAUUGUAAUUUCAGAAAGUGUAGCUGAAAAAGGUCUGUGCCAUAUGAAUGGAGCCCCACAGGGAGUGCCCAGACAGUGCACAAUGCACAGGCACCUGCUUUCCUACAGUGUCAAUGACUCAAAACCUUGAGAACAAAUGGACACAGGCAUCUACAGGCAGGAGACUGACACCUCCAUGUUACCUUCCAUUGCCAUUUCCACUGUGAACACAGAUGUCACGUCUGGAUCUUUACUGCAGAAAUUUAAAUAUGUUGGAAAGGUAUUUGUCUAGACAAAAACAAAAACAUUUUUAUGGCUGCUAGGAUGACUUUUCACUUUACUUUCACCUAUUUUCUGGAAGUUUCAGCACUGAAGUGCAUGAACACAUCACAAGAGCAUUAAUACAUCGCUGGUGGUGCCCAUUUAUCGAAGGACGAGUUUUCUGACCUUCUUUAAAAUGUAUUUGUUGACUCUUCCUAACCAAUACAGGGAGACAGGGUGUCACAACCAUUUUUAAGACAAACAGUCACAGAUGAGGAAAGGCAGACGAAUACUCAAGAAUGAAACUUCUUAGCCAUAUUGAGUCGACCCUCACUUUGUCCUGCAGAUGGGGUUUACUCCUGCAGCCAUCUCCCUCCCAUCUCUGACUCACAGGUGCACCAGGGGUCAUGGGUUGAAUGCUGUAAGCAACGUUUCAUUCAUCAGGAGUCUCUCUCCACGGAGUAACUGUGAAUGCAGAGGCCCCAGUCACCGGACCCUGCUGGCUUCAUUGUUGAUUUCCCCAUUGCUGUGUUCACUUCAGGUUGUGAGAUCAUUAUGGGGGCCAGGGCCAUGCUCUUCCCCAUACCCACACUCAUGUACCAGUGUGGGCAGUGGUCCUUGCAGACAGCCCUCCUGGGCUCCAGACCUACCAUGCCAUAUGCGGGGGGGGGGCCACUGAGGGAAAAGCUCUGAAACCUGAGUUCCUCUAUUUCUAAACAGUGAGUUAUUGGAAAUAUUUUUGAAAAUCAAAUAAGAUAAUCCAUGCAAAGCCAUCAUUUCCUUUAUUAUCAGGGGCUCCAUUACUAAUUUCCUACACACACAGAAUCAUCCAUUCUUGCUUCCUGCUUUCCUCCCUCUCAGACGACAGCAGAUGAGACAUGGGUGGAACAAACCACACGGCAGUGACAGAGUUCAUUUUCCUGGGGUUCCCGGGCACGCCCUCUCUGCAGCGCAUGCUCUUCAUGAUGUUUCUCACCGUGUACCUGCUCUCCCUAGUAGCAAACACCCUCAUCAUUGUCAUUGUUCUCAUGGAUCCCACACUGCAGACGCCCAUGUACAUUUUCUUGGGAAAUUUGUCCUUCCUGGAGAUCUGGUACACGACCACCACGGUGCCUAAAUUACUGGCCACCCUCCUCUCCAAGGCUGUCACCAUCUCCGUCGCUAGCUGCAUCACCCAGUACUACUUCUUCUUCUCCAUGGGGGCCACAGAGUGCAUCCUGCUGGCCAUGAUGGCCUAUGACCGCUACGUGGCCAUUUGCAACCCUCUGCGCUACUCCCUCCUCAUGAGCCUCCAGAUUUGCCUGCGCUGCUCUGCAGGGUCUUGGAUUGGGGGCUUCAUUGCCCCCCUUCCACCUACCAUACUCAUCACUCAUCUGAACUUCUGUGGUCCCCAGAAGAUCAACCAUUUCUUUUGUGAUGCAGAUCCCAUUUUUAAGCUCUCCUGCUCAGAUACUUCCCUGGUGGAGGCCGUGGGCUACACUUGCACAUCUGUUGUGAUUUUCAAUUCCUUCCUUCUCACUAUGUCCUCCUACAGCAACAUUGUGGUCACCAUCAUCAGGCUGUCUUCCCGGGAGGCUCGCAAGAAGACUUUCUCAACAUGCGCCUCCCACCUCUCCAUAGUCACCAUCUAUUACGGCACUAUCAUCUUUACCUAUGUCCGCCCUCCCUCCAAGUACAACUUCACCACCAGGAAGGUGGUCUCGGUGUUCUACUGUGUGAUCACCCCCCUGGUAAACCCUCUCAUUUACACUCUGAGAAACAAAGAUGUGAAGAAUGCGUUCAGGAAAUUCCUGCAACAAAAGAGAUUUCUCUUGUUCAGAAACAGGCAGGAGUUUUGAGUUAUCAACAGAAGUGAGCACUUCAGAGUAGAUUCUCAAACCAUAUUUUAAAAUGUUAAGUAUCGAAUAUUUUAUUUAUUUAUUUUUGACA